Tetrahymena thermophila SB210 is the source of this 4926-nucleotide messenger RNA. RefSeq lists its product as hypothetical. The transcript has 18 exons. The record is from RefSeq and is a predicted model, not a curated record. NCBI's taxonomy places the organism in Eukaryota, Ciliophora, Oligohymenophorea, Hymenostomatida, Tetrahymenidae.
AUGGCGAAUGAAGUCGAGAUAAAAUAGUGGUUGAAUAGCGACCUAAGAAUUGAAAAUAAAAUUAAAAAUUUAGAAGAUGAUAUGCGUAAUGGAUAUAUUUACAGAGAUAUCUUAAUGAGAUUAGGUUUAAAUGUGCCAUCGACAAUUGUCAACAAGACUGAUGAUGCUACAAUCAAGUAAAAUUAUUAAAUAAUAGCAGGAAUUUUAAGGGAAAAACUAAAGAUAACUUUAAUGCCAAAGCCUGGAAAUAAUCUUGAAGUCCUUAAAUAAUUAAAUAAGUUUCAUGUAACGAAAAUAGUCAAAUAGAAUAAUUCUACAGUGAGUGAUGAUGCAGAUUAAAAUUUAAUUGCUUAGUUUAAUAAAUCUUUAAAAACGAAAGACAGACACCUUAAAUCUAGUUUUAAAUAUGAUGAAUAAAUUAAAUAAAAUCUUCCUCCUAAAAUUAUGGAUAUUGAAUAGAAGCUAGAGAAAUUUAGAUAACAAAAGUUGAAGAGUGAAAUUCUUGCAAAAACUUUAAAGGACUAAGAAUUAGAAAGGGAAAAUUAAUGGAGAAUUGAACAUAGACAAUUUGAAAUAAACAAAACUCGUAACAAUCACAAAUAUAUUGAAGAUAAAACUAAAAGCAUUUAUGAAAAUUGGCUUAAAACUCAAUAAGUUAUGCAAACCAGAAUUAAUAAAGAAUAAACUCUUAAUAAUUACCUCACUAACAGAUUAAAGGAAGAAGUAAAAGCUGUUGAAAAUUACGAGUUUAAAGAGUAUAAGGAGGGAUUAGAUUAUUUUAAGGAAAAUUGUAUUCAGUAAGGUGUUUCUUUGAGACAUGAUCCUGAUAAUUAUAAACCUCCUCCUAUUUCUCACUUUAAUCUGAAUGCCACUAUGAUGAGAAUCAGAGAAAGCACUCACAAAUCUAUUUUGGCUAGAAAGGAUAAAGAAAAAAGAAAGAACAGGAUGUUAGUUGAGUAAUAGAAAUAUGAAAAAGAAAUUUAAGAGAAGAAAAGAUAGUAAGACAUGUUGACAAAAUUUUGCGAAUUAAGUGUUGCUGGAGCAGAGGAAGGAAGAAAGAUUUAUAUUGCUCAAGAGAAAGAAAAGAUAGUUGUUAGGAAUAGAAUUGAGAAGGAAAACCAGAUUUAAAAGGAAAGAAUGGAUUAUUUUGACUAAAAGCAUGAAGAAUUUAGGGAAAAAGCAAUCGCAGAAGAAAUAGAAAGAAAGAAAUAAUGGAAACUGCAAAAAGUAGAAUACAUGGAACUUAAUCUCUAGAAUAAAAUAUAAAAAAGGAAAAAACAUAGUAAGACUUGUCAAGACUUAAUUGAUAUCAUUCUUGAUGUCACUGAGCUCUGCCACAAUGCUUAGAGAUAAAAUAAUUCAAUAAGAGUUCCAGAGUAGUAUUGGAGAGAUCUGAUGGAAAGAUUUGCAGAAGGAAGACCACUCUGUGAAGAAAAGGUUGUGACAAUAUUUGAAUAAUAAUAACAAACAUAACGUCAAGCUCACGAAGCUGAAAUCUCGGAAGAGCUUGAUUAACAGUUAUCUAUGAUGUUUACUGAUUACAACCUAGGUUUCUAGAUGUGGUAACCUUUUCAUUAAUUUGAAUAGCCAGAAAAUCAAAUUUUAAAUCAUGCCUACAAUGAUGAUCAGCUUGGAGAUUUCUUGCAUUAAGUUAUUGACAAAAUAUAUCCUUAAAAAGCUAUUUAAUCAAAGCCUCAUGACAUUCCUGAUCACAUGCCUUUGAGAAUCAGCAUUAUUGGUAAUAGAUUUUCAGGAAAGAAAUCCCUUUCUUAAUUAAUUAAGUAAAAAUAUGGAGUUGAAAUCAUCGACGUAUAUGAUGUUAUAGAUCAGGCUAUUAAAUAUGCUUUUCCUCCUCCUGAAGAUGAAAAUGAAAAAAAGAAAAAUGCAGCAAAGAAAUAAACUAAAAAAGGGUAAGUUGAAGAAGAAAAACCCGAUAAUCCUCAACUCAGAGAACUUGGAUAAUAAGCAAACGAAAUGAAAACAUAAAAUAUUCCUUAUACUGAUGAGAUUUUAGUGAGGGCUGCUCUUAUAUAAAUAAAAUAAAUUUUCCCUGUGGUAACACCUGAUUAACUCAUUCAAUAAUUAGCAGAUGCUAAGAUAAAAGAGUAAGAAAGACAAGCUUAAAUGAAGAAAGAGUGGGAAGACUACUUAAAAAAGAAAGAAAAAAGUAAUCCUAAAAAAGCUGCAGGAAAAGAAGGCAAAAAGAAUGUAGGUUCUAAAGUAGAAAUAGAAGUAAUAGAAGACCCUCCUCAAGAAACUUACGAAGAAGCAGUUUAUCGUUUAAUGAAUCAAAAAGAAUUUGAAUACACACCAGGCUUUGUGCUGGUUAACUUCCCUCAAAAUGUUAAGUAGGCCAAGCUUUUAGAAGAGGGUUUAACAGGAUUUGUGAUGGAAGAAGAAAGAUUGAAUCCAGAAGGUGAAUAGAUAAAAGAAUAAAUAGCUUAACUUGUUAGAGCAGGAGAGAAGACUCCUGACACCAGUCUUAAAUAAGGCGGAAUCGAUUUGGUGAUAAAUCUUAAUGUCGAUGAGACUAUUGCAGAAAAGAGAGCGGCAAAUAGAAGAUUAGAUCCUUAAACAGGAAAUAUAUAUAAUUUAGAAGAUAAUCUUCCUCCUCUUGAAGAAAAAGGACUUGCUGAUAGAAUACAGCCAAUAGAUGAUCCUUAAAGCAGCUUAGAAAAAAUAUAAGAAGCCAACAAAUAAUUCAUUGAAAACUUAGAUUAUUUGCAAGAAUGGUAUGGUAUGUUCGGAUUUGAGACAGAACCUGCUAGCAAUUUAAAUACAGAGCAAUAACAGCCUUAAUCAUAAGCAUAAUUAUAGUAGAAUGAAGAUUUGGCAUAAGAGCAACAGGAAUAGGAAAAAAAUAUAUUUGGAGCUAUUUAAAGUUUGGAGUCUACAACUAAAAGAAUUGAGGUCUUUGAAUAAAUAGACAAGAAGCUAUCUGAUCUGCUUAAAAUUAAAAAGAAAAAAAUAGAAGAGUAAAUCUAAAACUACUAACAAGAAUAAGAAAGAUUGUAGUAGUAAAGAGAAGAAGAGAGACUCCUUUAAGAAAAGCUAGAAUAAGAAAGAUUAGAAAAAGAAAAACAAUAGCAAUAACAAUUAUAAGAAGCAUCUAAUUCAGCUAACACUUAAUCUAACAAUCCUAAUGCUUCAGCCUCCCAAGAAUAAUUGUCAAGUCAAAACAAAAUCCCUACUGAUAAUCUAAUUAGUAACGACAUGGCUGACACUUCUAAAAUAAACUAAACAGAUCAAUCUAUGUAAAACUCAGGAUAAGCAGGAGGUGACUUCUUUGACAGACUUAAAAUGGACAAUUUGAAAACUGUGAUGAAAAUGUGGAACGAAAUAUAGACUAACUAUUUCAAAGAAAUAAAAUAAAGCUUACAUAAAAUAGAUAACCAUAGAGAGGUUAUUUCAAAUCGUUUAGCUGAUGUAUAAUUUAGAUUCCUUUCGGUUAUUCAAAGGCCAGAUGAUAAAUAGCAUAAAAUAAAUACUUUCAAAGACAACCUAAAUAAAUUCUUUGAUGAUAAUCCACAAAUGCUUAGAUUCUAAAACACUAAAGAUGAAUUAAAUCAGCACUUAGAAACUUUGUAUGAAAAUCUAUGGGAUUCUGUAGAAUAAAAAAAAGCUGAAUCAAUUUAGGAAAGAAAAACAAUCAUGGCUUCAGGAUGGUUUGACUCUGAAAUGGCUGCUCUUUUUUCUUCUUAUUAAAGAUUUUUCUAGCUAGAAUUAAAUAAGCUUGAAGAAAUUAUAGAACUCAUUUUAUAUAUCUAAGAUGUUGUAGAAGGAAAACCCAUUAAUGAAGUUUAAGAACAUAUCAUUUUAGAUCCCUUCCCUAAUGGGCAACCUCCACCAAUUUAUGAUAUUGAAAAUCCUAACCAUUUCCCUAGGGUAGAGAAAAUGUUUGAUCACUUUAUGCAUUCAGUUGAUAACAUCAGCGAGCUUAUUGGAGACAUAAGAGCUAAAUUCUUUAAAAAGAGAACUGCUGGUCUAUCGUUUUAGACUAUAAACGAGAAGUCCUAUCCAGGCUUGAACGAUCUCUAUAAUUAAGUACUCGAAACUGAAAAAGGAAUUUGCAAGUAUAGAGGAUACAUUUUGAAAUUUACAUUAAUUAGUAGAAUUAAGGAACUUAAAAUGAUUGAAGUAGCUCUGUACAGCAAAUUAGAUGAUUGGAUUAUAUUUGGUUUAAAGCAUGAAAACGAAGUUAUUUAUGAUGCAGUCAGAACUUUGAGAUAAGCUAUUCAAUCUUAAAACCCUGUAGACACUUUGGUUGUGAGUGUUAAAAAUAUUUCUGACACAUACAAAAUAUUGAAUUGCUUCAAUCAAAUUCCUGCUUAUAUUCAACCACUCGAACUAGUUGAAUCGGUUGAUGACUUUAGAUUCACAAUUUUCGGUAUUAAGCUUCUUUAUGAAGAACUUCACACUUUAUGUGAUAAAAGAGACAUCAUAAAUCUAAAAAUAUUUGAAAAUGUAUUCUUAAGAAGAAAAAAACAUUCAAAUCACCUCCCAAAAUUCAUAAAGUAAUUGCCUGAUAAAUGUUUAGAGAGCAUUUAUGCAAACUUUGAAUCACAAAUACAUGACGAUAAAAUAGAUUUUAAGGACUUAAUGAUUUGUUUCAUUCUGUUUAGCUCUCCAGUUCCAACUGAAGACCUCAUAGAAGAAUACAAAGAUCAACUAUUGACCUACUCAAACAGUGGUUAUUUAGAAACACAUAAUUUCCUUCGUAUCGAAGCAUGGUUUGACGAAUAUGAGAGAGAUAGACAACUUUAUGGUUAGAAUUUAUUCAACAGAGUAUUUUUUGUAAAGCAGCUUUUGUUUGAUCUCUAUUGCGAAAAUGAACCCUACAUCCUAAGCAUUAAUUAAUACAUUGAGUCUCUCAAGAGAUUGUCUAGUAAGGGCAAAGAAUAUUUCUGGCAAAUUCUUUUUGAGUGA